This is a messenger RNA of Peromyscus eremicus (cactus mouse), 2585 nucleotides long. RefSeq names its product protein-tyrosine sulfotransferase 1-like. NCBI's taxonomy places the organism in Eukaryota, Metazoa, Chordata, Mammalia, Rodentia, Cricetidae. The transcript is spliced from 4 exons. Gene Ontology annotation, molecular function: protein-tyrosine sulfotransferase activity. Gene Ontology annotation, cellular component: Golgi apparatus. Gene Ontology annotation, biological process: peptidyl-tyrosine sulfation. The record is from RefSeq and is a predicted model, not a curated record. Bases 224 to 1417 code for a protein of 397 amino acids.
GAGAGGAUUGCUAUUACUUGGGUUUGUAACUGGAUUUCUGAGAGACUUAGGGAGAACUGAGAGAAUAAGGAGACUGAGAGGAGGAAAGAGAGAGGAAAAAAGAAAACAGAAGAACUAGAUGGAUGCUGACCAUCUUUCUGAAAUAGAAUCUCCAUGGCCUGAACAUUUCUUGACAAUCAUUUUGAGCAAAUUAUACGUUUAAUAAGAAGAUAACCACAUCAAGAUGGUGGGAAAGCUGAAGCAGAACUUACUUUUGGCGUGUCUGGUGAUUGGUUCUGUGACAAUGUUUUACCUGGGCCAGCAUGCCAUGGAGUGCCAUCACCGAAUAGAGGAACGUAGCCAGCCAGCUAGACUGAGGAACCCCAAGACAACUGUGGGAACUGGCCUGGACAUCAAAUCCAACAAAACACUCACUUAUCACAAAGAUAUGCCUUUAAUAUUUAUCGGAGGUGUGCCUCGGAGUGGAACCACGCUCAUGAGGGCUAUGCUGGAUGCACAUCCUGACAUCCGCUGUGGAGAGGAAACCAGGGUCAUCCCUCGAAUCCUUGCCCUGAAGCAGAUGUGGUCCCAGUCUAGUAAAGAGAAGAUCCGCCUGGAUGAGGCUGGUGUCACUGAUGAAGUGCUGGAUUCUGCCAUGCAAGCCUUCCUUCUGGAGGUCAUUGUUAAACACGGGGAGCCAGCACCUUAUUUAUGUAACAAAGAUCCUUUUGCCCUGAAAUCCUUGACUUACCUUGCUAGGUUAUUUCCCAAUGCCAAAUUUCUCCUGAUGGUCCGAGAUGGCCGGGCAACAGUACAUUCAAUGAUUUCUCAAAGAGUUACCAUAGCUGGAUUUGACCUGAACAGCUACAGGGACUGUUUGACCAAGUGGAAUCGGGCCAUAGAAACCAUGUACAACCAGUGUAUGGAGGUUGGUUAUAAAAAGUGCAUGUUGGUUCACUAUGAACAGCUUGUCUUACACCCUGAACGGUGGAUGAGAACACUCUUAAAGUUCCUGCAUAUUCCAUGGAACCAUUCAGUUUUGCACCAUGAAGAAAUGAUCGGGAAAGCUGGGGGAGUGUCUCUGUCAAAAGUGGAAAGAUCAACAGACCAAGUCAUCAAGCCUGUCAACGUGGGGGCUCUAUCAAAGUGGGUUGGGAAGAUACCCCCAGAUGUUUUACAAGACAUGGCCGUGAUUGCACCCAUGCUUGCCAAACUUGGAUAUGACCCAUAUGCCAAUCCCCCUAACUAUGGAAAACCUGACCCCAAGAUCCUUGAAAACACCAGAAGGAUGGUAGAGGAGAGUGAAGAGCGCCUCACGGAGGAGCAGAUUGAAGCCCUUCUGCAUACUGUCACCAGCAUUCUGCCUGCAGGCCCAGAGGAUGAACAGAGUAAAAACACUAGCAAUGAUGUGGCCAUGGAAGAGGAAGACCCAGCGUAGAUGUGCACAGCUGGCCAGGUUGUUCGUGAAGUUCGAAACCCCAGCAGCCAUUUCCUGGAUGUUCAGAGAAUUGUGUAUUUGGUUUUACCCCCUCUCUCAAAAUGCCUGAUCUCAGGGUGGGUUGGGAAAAUCACAAAACUAAGAUAAAAAGAAUCUUUGUGCCUUGGGAUCAAGAAACAUGGGAUCAGAGAAGGGCAGAGAACUCAAGAUGAGGGGAUGUGGCUGUGCAGCCCUCUGGGGUAGAAAGACUUCUGUGGCCUCUGCCACACUUGUACACAGUGGUAAGCCAGUCAGGUGCUUUGGUGGCUGUGUUGUAGGCAAUGGCAGGAGCUCCUGGGUGAGAGCAGAGCUGUGGGAAUGGGCUCAGAUGGUUGAGAGCACCCAGAGCUGCACACAGCUGCUCCAGGGGAAUGACCCAGAGCUUAGCUCACUCUAGAGGAAUGUCCUCAGCAGAAACAGGAGGUGAGAAAAGGAGAUUAAGAGCCCAUGCUGGUCUACAUAGUAAGGAACACACAUGUGAACACAGCUAACAUGCAUGCAUGCCACAUACAUACAAAAAAUUAGUCCGUUUUCUGUUGCUCAAAACAACUCUAUAGCCUUGGUAAGUGACAAGAAAAAGAUACUUAUUUUGGCUCAUGGUUCAGGUCCAAGGUCAUAGGGCGUCCUGGGUAUGGACCUCUUAUUGCCAGAAUGCUGGGGUAGCAUAGGAUACCACCUGAUGGAAAAUGAGAAGCACUUGUUUAUUUUCAGUCUCUUGUCGCCCAAAUUGUCCUUGAACUCAGUAUGUAGCCCACUCUGUCAUCAGACUUUUGAUGAUUCUUCUGCCUCAGCCUCGUGAGUGUGGGAUUAAAAAUGUGUGCCACUCACUUGAGAGACCAGGUAAAGGCCAGCCUGGUCCACAUAGCAAGUUCCAGCCAGCCAGAGCUACACAGUGAGACCCUGUCUCAUAAAAACAAAAAUGAACCAGUGUGUGCCACCAUACUUGGUGUGUGUGUGUGUGUGUGUGUGUGUGUGUGUGUGUGUGUGUGUGUUGGGGGGAGAAGAGGUUAGUUUCUUUUGUGUUUUUUUUUUCAUAUUUAAUAGGAGUUUAAUGGAGUUACUAUAUAAUGGGGAGAUAGUUUCUCUCCAGACACCAUGGUCUAUCAAAUAAAAUGUGCAUUGCUAGGUA